Messenger RNA from Haemonchus placei, 906 nucleotides. The record is from the annotation of a GenBank genome assembly. Lineage: Eukaryota; Metazoa; Nematoda; Chromadorea; Rhabditida; Trichostrongylidae.
AUGGGCGACAAUGUCCCUCGAGGUUCCAUCGCAUCACAGUUGCCCGAAUUUUCGGAUGAAGUGGUUCAUCUUACUAAUGGCUAUGAAUAUAUUGAUUCAUUCACUUCACUGAUUGGACUAGGAUCGUUCGGAGUCGUCUAUAAGGGCUACAGUGUUAAAGAUCGGACAGAUGUUGCCAUCAAAAAAAUGGGCAAGCAUAACGUCAAGGAAAGUGAGCUCGGAGUCAUUAGGUCGCUGAAUAACGCCUACUUAGUGGGUGUGCUGGAUAUAUGUGAGUUAGAUGAUGUUACUUGCUGCCUUAUUAUGGAACUAUGCGAUUGCGACUUAGACAAUCAUAUUAGGAAUCAUUCUAGCGACGGUCGAUUGAACAGCGACAAUCUCAGAGUACUCGUCGAUAAUAUUGCUCGUGGCUAUAAAGGAUUAUUUGACUACAAAAUUGUCCAUAGAGACAUUAAGCCACAAAAUAUUUUAUUGAAGUAUAUCCCAAAGAGCAAGCAGAUCUCAGCAGCAAAAAUUACUGAUUUUGGUAUUGCCCGAACUUUGGAUAGUGAAGGAUCGGAUCUCUGUAAUGUUGCUGGCACGUUAUUCUACAUGGCUCCAGAAGUUGGUGCUAAUCUGCUCAAGACUUGUCAGUAUGACUCUAAGGUCGAUAUGUGGAGCAUAGGCUGUUUACUGUAUCAGUGCGUCACAGGCGAGAUUCCAUUUGAUGAAUGUUUCUUGUGCAAGCUAUUUCUGUAUACUGCUGGUGCCAAUUACGAUGCCUACGAUCCGCCGGAAUUGCCAGAGACGACAAACGAGGAAAUGAGCGAUAUCAUUCACUCGUUGCUCGAAAUUGACUCUUCCCGAAGAUGCACCCCAGUACAGUUCUAUGAUAAAGCAACAAGCUUUAGCCAAAAGGUUUUCUAG